Sclerotinia borealis F-4128 is the source of this 1644-nucleotide messenger RNA. Lineage: Eukaryota; Fungi; Ascomycota; Leotiomycetes; Helotiales; Sclerotiniaceae. The record is from the annotation of a GenBank genome assembly.
AUGGCAUCUGCAUCUGCAUCUAAUGCCCAAGAACCCCUCUUAUCGAAUGAUUUGAAUCAGCCCGGUGAAGAAGAGGAGGAUGAUGAAGAUGAAGAUGUCUCUAUACUCCUGGAGAAGAAUUUGAAGAGACCAGGGUUAUUUGUUUGGUUACUUACAUUUUCGGCGGGAAUUAGUGGAUUAUUGUUUGGGUACGACACCGGCGUAAUAUCCUCCACCAUAAUAAGCCUGCACACCUCACUCGGCCGCCCCCUAACAACCCUCGACAAAUCCCUCAUAACCUCCUGCACCUCCCUCUUCGCACUCCUCAUCUCUCCACUCUCGGGUCUCCUCGCCUCCUCUCUCGGCCGCAAACGCGUUGUCCUAUUAGCAGACCUAGCAUUUGUGCUCGGUGCCCUUAUCCAAGCCGUCACUACCUCCGUAUGGGGCAUGAUACUCGGUCGCAGUAUUGUUGGACUCGCGGUUGGGGCGGGGAGUUUCGUUACUCCGUUGUAUAUAAGUGAGUUGGCGCCGUCGAUGUGGAGAGGCAGAUUGGUCGUGUUGAAUGUGCUGUUUAUUACGUUGGGACAGGUGGUGGCGUAUAUAGUUGGGUGGGCGUUUGUGGAAUGGGGGACUUUGGAGACGGGGUGGAGGUGGAUGGUGGGGUUGGGAGCGGUGCCGGCGGCGGUGCAGAUGAUGGUUAUGAUUUUUAUGCCGGAGACGCCGAGGUGGUUGGUGCAAGUUGGGAGGGUGGAUGAGGGGAGGAGCGUGUUGAGUAGAGUUUUUGGGACGGGGAAGGAUAUGCAGAAGAUUGUAGAUGGGGUGUUGAAGGGGAUUGAGAGGGAAGUGAGAGAGGAAGAUGAGGCGAAGAGAUCAAGAGGGAUGAUGAGGAAGAAUAAGGGAUCGGAAGAUUCCUGGACAAGUGAUGCGAAAGAUAGUUGGGAGGAAUUAAUAGGCAUUGGAGGAAAUAGGAGAGCUUUGACAAUUGCUUGUCUAUUACAAGGUCUACAACAGCUUUGCGGCUUCAACUCCCUAAUGUACUUCAGCGCCACGAUCUUCACCAUCCUUGAAUUUUCCUCCCCAACCCUCACGUCCCUCUCCGUCGCCCUCACUAAUUUCAUCCUAACUUGUGCCGCUCUCAUGCUCAUCGACCGUAUCGGCCGUCGUCGCAUCCUCCUGCUAUCGAUCCCAAUAAUGAUCAUAGGACUCCUCCUCUGCUCCAUCGGCUUCCACUACAUGAAUUUCCCCUCCACCCUCUCCCCAAGCACAUCAUCCACAUCCACAUCCUCCUCCCCCUCCUCACCCUUCCCCCCCAUCCUAAUCCUCACCUCCAUAAUUCUCUACACCGGUUCCUUCGCCCUAGGCCUCGGCAACGUCCCCUGGAUGCAAUCAGAGCUCUUCCCCCUCUCAGUCCGCUCCCUCGGUUCUUCACUCUCCACAUGCACAAACUGGUCUGCGAAUUUCAUCAUCGGCCUUACCUUCCUACCCAUGAUGGAUUUGCUAACUCCAACCUGGACUUUCGUCGUGUAUGCGGGUGUGUGUGCAGUGGGUUGGUGCUGUAUUUGGUGGAUUUAUCCGGAGACGAGGGGCCUGGGACUCGAGGAGGUGGGGCUGCUUUUGAGGGAUGGGUGGGGCGUGAGGGGAAGGAGAAUAGACCUGGCUAGAUAG